Seriola aureovittata is the source of this 4155-nucleotide messenger RNA. It is a transcript of the gene ric3a, whose product is annotated as RIC3 acetylcholine receptor chaperone a. The coding region runs from base 1 to 1437 and encodes 478 amino acids. NCBI's taxonomy places the organism in Eukaryota, Metazoa, Chordata, Actinopteri, Carangiformes, Carangidae. The record is from RefSeq and is a predicted model, not a curated record. Gene Ontology annotation, cellular component: neuronal cell body; neuron projection; intracellular membrane-bounded organelle. The transcript is spliced from 6 exons. Gene Ontology annotation, biological process: protein localization to cell surface; synaptic transmission, cholinergic.
AUGUCUAUAACAACUUGCCAGAAGGUUACUCUUAUAUCAUGCUCUGUUCUCUGUGUUUCUCUUUUCUUGCCCAGAAUGCUUUUACCCAGAGGAAAAAAGGAGAUGGAGCAGCCUGAGGUUGGACCCGGGUUCUACCCCUCUGGGAUGCAUCAGCUGUCAGUACCAGAGGACUCAGAACGGUGGGGCGUAGACCCUUCAUACACCAUGACACACAGUGCAGAGGCCAUGGCCAAAAUAAAAGUCAUCGGACGAGGCAAGAAAUACAACCUGAUGGCUCAAGUGAUACCCAUAUAUGGCUUCGGGAUCCUUCUUUACAUCCUCUAUAUCAUCUACAAGCUGACAUGUAAGGGGAAGACUACUAAAUCAGGAAACUACACUCCGGUAACCAUGGCUAAUAUGGAGGAAGAGAUUACAACAGAUAAUGAGCUUGCCAGGCUUCAGGAGAGACUAGUGCAGACAGAAAAGAUGAUGGAGAGGAUUGUCUCAGCAAAAGGCCGUGGUUCUGGGAGUGGCAGAAGGAGGAAGAGUAAAACGUCGACAUCAAAGAAGGAGGAGAAAUUACUCAGGCAACUUCGACAGAUCACACAAUUGAUGCAAGAGGGCCGGCUGGAGGCAGCCUCCCCAGAGAUGGAGGCCGAGGAGGUCCCCUAUGGUGCAGACUGGGAAGGCUACCCAGAAGAGACCUACCCAGAAUAUGAUGAUCCCUAUGACAGCCGAGGAUUUGACACCAUUAUGCUGGAGGAGCACAGCAGCCAGCCCACUGCUGAGGCCCUGGCAGAGAGGAUGUUGCAAGAGGAGGAAGAGAUCAUGGCAAGAAAGCUGUCUGUAGUGCAAGAGGAGGAUGAGGAUGAAGAGGAAGAGGAGGAGGAAGAAGAUGGAGAGGAAGAGGAGGAGGAAGAUGAGGACGAAGAGGAAGAAGUGGUGGAAGCAGGGCAAGACAUAGAAGUGGUGGAGGAGGAGGAGGAGGAGGAAGAAGAAGAGGAGGCAGAGAAAAAGCAGUUGCUCAGUCCUCGUUUAUCCCGGCCUGCGGCAGAGAGGGAGCAGGAGAGACUUGGACUGGAGGUGAGCAGAGAGCUACAGAAUGGAGGGAAGAAGCAAAUAAGCUUCAGUGACCGCAAAGAUGUGUUCCACUACCCAAAAGAGGAAACUUACGAGGAGGAAGAGGGAGAGGAGAAGGAAGACGAGGUGGAGGAAGAGGACGAGGGGACAGAGGUAGAGGAAGAAGAGGAAGCUGAUGAAGAUGACCCAGUGAUGGAGGCAGAGAGCCUGCUGUUCAGCUGCGAAGGUGGCUCAAACCCGGAGGAAGAAGCAGAGGAGGAUAAGGGAGAAUAUGUGUUAAUGUCAGCGAUGGUGGAGGAUGACGGUUGUCUGAACGCUGACAUGCCUAAAGAAGUCGGGGUGAGUGGGCUGAGGAUGCGGAACAGAAGGGAGACGUAAAGGACUUUUCCUUUACAUAAAAUGAGUUUUUAAACAUACAGUGAAUUCAAUGUCCCUCACCUCGUACAUUCUUAAUUACUCAUCCCUUAUCUGUGAAAAAUAUUGAACACAAGCUAAAUAGAGAUACACCGUAGUAAGAACUUCUUCCAGGAGGGUUUUGAUACAGUGUCCACAAGCAGACAAACAAAAAGUGAAAAAGUUUCAGUUUCAGUUUCCAGAAACUCAGGCUUGAGCAGCUUUAAGCAGUUAAAAUUCAGAGGACUCCCCACAUGUCCUUUUUCUACCAAAACAGAUUUGGAACAUCAAUUGUUAUUUUACUUCACAGUCAGUGACAUAGACUGUUCGGACUGUUCUUAGUUUAAACGGUCCUGCACAUAGACGCCCCGUUCCCCCACUUGUUCUCCUAUGACAAGUUAGAAUGUAAGAAAUGUCUAUUGUAAUUAUUGUUUCUGACAUUUGUAAGGAACAUAACAUUGUCGUUUCAAAAUUAUUUUUAUUAUACAUACCUGUAUAUCCGAUUACAAGUACACUGUAAAUAGCACUUUAAAUUUUAAGUUUACCGUGACAGCUGUUACAACAUCCUUAACAUCUGUCUCUUAACAUGAGCUGGGUUUUGUGAAUGUGUAUUAGUGUGUGUUAGUGUUAAACACAAUAAAAUGUCUAAGGCUAGCACCUUUUCUGGUUGUGACUCACAAAGCAACAACUGAGUCUGAAGCUGAAUCUCAGAGGAAUAGAGAUAUUGAUGAGUGGAUAUAAUGGUGAGAUCAAGCAGCAGCAAUCCCCACGGUCAGAGCUCUCUCUCUCUGAUCAUACAAAAAUGCAAAGCAGAAAACGGCACCAGCAAAAGACAGACAGGAAAGAAAAAAAGACAACCGAUCAUGAGAAACACAGCUUUAGUCAGUCACAACAGGUUUCAGUAUCUGUCUGUAUCCAAAGCUUGAUUGUCCCAAAUAUCCCUGUUAUGUUGGAACUGUUAUUUAGGAAGGCUACUAUAGCAUUAAAUAAUGGCACCACUCCUCAACAAUUAGCUUGUAUACACGGUUGUAGGCAAACCAGCAACUCCAUAGUAUUGUACUGUUACAGCCAUGCAAACAUUUUUGUUCAUUGUUGUAAAAAAAAAAAAAAAUUCCAGUUGGCAUUGCUCCUCAACCUCUAAUAAAACAUUACCAUGUUCAUCUUAUGUUCUUCUACUUCUUUCAUGCAUCAUUUAGGCGUUGACUCACCCCUGUAAAGACUAUCAAUACAUCUUGCUAGUAGAUUUCAGCUUUGCUGUGAAUGUUGCAUUUACUGGUCCAACAAGAAGCAUAAGUACAGCAUGGCUCAGAACAAGGCGAUUAAUAACAAUUUUCUGGGACUGGAAGAGAUGGUAUCUUUACUGUUGCCUUGUAUUAAAAGAGGCUGCAUUAAAUUCAUAAACAUGAAAUUCAUAAGAAUACAGGAGCUUUGGGUUUGAUUGUUUUUCUUUUGUUUUGUUUAUCUGAGAGUACAGGACACAUGUUUUGACUUACUGAAGUUUUAUUUUUUUUCCCAUGAUCAAAGGACUCUGUCUAUACCACCACAGUAAAUUGUACACCAUUAACUGUACAUUACAACGAGAGCACUAAAAACAGAAAGUGAGAAGACGUUUGGUGCCUGGACACAUGUAUGAAAAGCAGACUUUACAGCAAGAGUAUCAACAAUUUUAAAAUAGAAAUUUAAAAUAGUUAGAACACAACUGAGUACAAGAAUAGCACAUUUGAUAAAGAUUUCCUCAUAACCCACAGUAACAAUAGCGGUAUCAGAGAUUGUUCUUUGCCUUCAUUCAGCAUUUUUUCAAUGGUCAUAAAAUACAAAAUACUAUCAUAUAUUUGAGAAAGGAUACUGCCCCAUAAAGAGCAAGAGGAAUAAUAGUUUUGAGUAAAAAUAUGAACAGCAAUAAACCAUGUGAUAUAGAAACUUACUGCCAGUCAGAUGAGGAAUGUACCAAACUCCACAUCAGUGGCGCGUAAAAUUAAUCAAACACGUAAAGAGCAAGAGAUGAAAUAUGUGUUAGCUGUGGCAGAUUCACACUUUCACUGUGUGUUUGUUGGCAGUAAGUCAAUCCGUGUUGAGUUUGUUUCUUCCAGGUAGGAAAACGUCAUAAGAUAUGAGCACAACCAUAAGCCUGAGUGCCUUGGAUAUUAUAUCUGCUGCCUGAUUUACAGUACAAUGUAAAUAAUUAUUCCCCUCUGUAGUGUAAUGUGUGGAGGACCCUAAAGGUUACUUAAAUGUUCAUGGACAAUCACUAAAAUGAUGUCCAGUGAUGUGCACUUUGGAUUAUUAUCUUCUGGAGGUGUUGCAACCCCAGCUAUUUAAUCAAUCUAAAUGAACUUUGCAAUAGACAACUUAAUUCAAAGUAGCUACAGAGAAAUAUUUCCAGUGCAUGUGAGGACAGCAAGAACAGCAAAGACCAGUUCAAGCUCAGCUCAUUUGACAGCCAAAGCGUAGCACUGGAAUUAGUCUUCAAAGGCACAAUAAAGUAUGUACAGCUAUAUCUCAUCCACUAACAGACUUCAAAGUAAAGUGCACCAUCAUCCUGUACAUUCACAUACAUGACACUGUGACACAAUAUUGUAUAUGGUACACAGCACAGUGUAACAUGCCUUUGCCCUGUUCGUGUCCAAGUCGCUAAUUGUUUCGUGUGGAUACAAGAGAUUUUCCUUCUUGUGAUGCUAAUUUAUGUGCUUGCAGCUCAGUGGA